AUGAACAUCAUUCGAGCAUCACGCGAUCCUCGAAUGUUUGAUCCAAUAGGUUAUGAUGCAGAUGAACGUGAAAUUGUUAGAAAUAUUAUCAUUAACUUCCAUGCACAGUUAAAAUUUUUUAUUCCUUCAACAAAAUUCAAAAACUUAUCUCAAAUUAUUAAUAUCCCUCAACAAGAGGAACAUGAUAUUGCAAAUGAACAGCCUUCUGAAGAAGAAUUAGAAAGAAUUAGAUUAGAAGAAGCAUAUAUGAAAGCAAAAGAAAUAAUAGAACAAGCAAAUGUUCUAGUUGGAGAUGAAAUGGAAAAUGAAAAUGAUGAUUCUGAAAUAAAUCAUGUUGCAAAUUUCAUUAAUAGUAUUAAUUAUACAUAUGAUCCAAAUGAUCCUGAAAUUCAUUAUCAAAUAGAUAGAUUAGAUAGUUCUGAUAAUGAUAUGAAAUUCACUGAAGGUGAGAAAGAUAUUCCACAAGCAGAAGAAAAUUUUAACGAACAUGCCGGUAGCGAAGCAUCAGGUGAUGAUAAUUUUCAAGAUUUACUUGAUGAACCAUACUCAGAAUAUUCUGAAGAUUCAGAUAAUUAUUAA
This is a messenger RNA of Trichomonas vaginalis G3, 579 nucleotides long. RefSeq lists its product as uncharacterized. The record is from RefSeq and is a predicted model, not a curated record. Lineage: Eukaryota; Parabasalia; Trichomonadida; Trichomonadidae. The transcript has a single exon. Bases 1 to 579 code for a protein of 192 amino acids.